Molecule: messenger RNA, 902 nt
Organism: Rhagoletis pomonella (apple maggot)
Lineage: Eukaryota; Metazoa; Arthropoda; Insecta; Diptera; Tephritidae
Gene: mRpS18B
Product: 28S ribosomal protein S18b, mitochondrial
Exons: 2
Coding region: 78-698 (206 amino acids)
Biological process (GO): mitochondrial translation
Cellular component (GO): ribosome; mitochondrion
Molecular function (GO): structural constituent of ribosome
Source: RefSeq, a predicted model, not a curated record
GUCAUUUCUAUAGUACAAGUGAGCAUUAUUUAAUUGUUGGUUAGGGAUGAAUUUUUUCGGGCGAAUAUUAGAAUAAAAUGAUUACUAUUCUGAGAGGAUUAGCCAAAAAUCUAACUAAAACGUUCCCUGUUGUUGGCCGAGGUGUUCGUCCUGCAGGAGUUAUAAAAUUUCAUUUCUAUGUGGUUCAUAGAUGCGAAGUUAAAGCAGAUAAGAAUAACGAACUAGAAUCUGGGAACCUCGCUGCUGAUGCAUUGAAGCAGAAAAAUGAUCGAACACAGGUUAUACCAGUAGAGACGUCAAUACGAUAUCUUCAAAGUUCUGCGUAUAAAGAAACUUAUGGUGACCAGUUUGUAUGGGAACAAUACAGACGAAACCAUAAAGGAGCAAUACCACCUCGUAAAACACGAAAGACCUGCGUACGAAAAGGCGUAAUUUCUACCGGUAACCCGUGUCCUAUUUGUCGUGACGAAUAUUUAGCCUUAGAUCACCGUAAUAUUGAAUUACUUCGUCAGUUUAUAUCGCCGCAUACUGGUAAAAUUCUAAGUUAUUCCAAAACUGGACUUUGCCAAAGAAAACAUUUUGAGCUCCUAGUGGCUGUAGAGCGUGCCUAUGAUUACGGGCUUAUAUCUUUCGAUGUCCCUUUUCGAAAGUUUGAUCUUGACGAAUAUUACGGCCAUUCCGUAACUAAAGCGCAAUAAACUUUAAUCGAGUUAUCAGUUCAAGUUCUAAAAAGUAAAAUAACACGAAUAAGAAACAAAGUAAUGGCGUCUUGUAUAAAUGACAAUACAAAACUCGAAGAUCAUAGGGUGACAUUCCUAGUCGUGGGUGGUGGUAUAGCCGGUGUAACUUGUGCAGAAACUUUAGCAGUUUAUCAUCCGGAAGAGAGCAUAAUUUUAUUAACA